Messenger RNA from Papaver somniferum (opium poppy), 1136 nucleotides. RefSeq names its product E3 ubiquitin-protein ligase AIRP2-like. The record is from RefSeq and is a predicted model, not a curated record. The coding region runs from base 224 to 964 and encodes 246 amino acids. Lineage: Eukaryota; Viridiplantae; Streptophyta; Magnoliopsida; Ranunculales; Papaveraceae. The transcript is spliced from 5 exons. Gene Ontology annotation, molecular function: ubiquitin protein ligase activity. Gene Ontology annotation, biological process: protein ubiquitination.
CUAGGAAUUUUGACAGAGACAAAAAUUGGUUUCUUUGGUUUGGGGUUUCUUUGGUUUGGGGUUUCUUUGGUUUGGGGUUUCUUCUUCUUCUUCUUUCUUAUGUCUUUUUCUUUUCUUCAAUUUGGUUUGCAACUUUGAAUUGAGAAAAGGGUUUGAAGGGUUUUUUUGUGUUGUUUUGAUUUCUAGUGGUGUUAUUGUUGGAUGGGAUUUAGUUUCAGUCGCCAUGAGGAAGUCAUUCAAGGAUUCCUUUAAAGCUCUUCAAGCUGAUAUUCAACAUGCAAAUAGCUUGGCUUCAUUUUAUCCGAGAGAAUAUGAUGGUGCUUACAUUCAGAUGAGAUUAUCAUACAGUCCAGCUGCUCGCUUAUUCCUAUUUUUUAUUCAGUGGGCCAAUUUCAACCUCGCUGGUGCCCUUGGAUUACUAAGAAUCUUCAUUUACAAGGCUUAUGUUGACGGAAAAACUACCAUGUGCAUACAAGAAAAAACAGCUAGUAUUAGAGAAUUUUACGCUGUCAUCUUUCCCUCUUUAUUGCAACUUGAAAGAGGAAUAAGUGAUGCCGAGGAUCAAAAGCAGAAGGAAAUUUGUGCUACCAAAUACAAGAAACAGGUCAAGACGGACACAUCCAAAAUGUCUGAGAUUGAUCUAGAAAGAGAAGAGGAGUGUGGUAUUUGCAUGGAGAUGAACUUUAAGGUUGUCUUACCCAAUUGCAACCACUCGUUGUGUAUGAACUGCUAUCGUGAUUGGCAUGCACGGUCUAAAUCGUGCCCAUUCUGUCGUGACAGUCUUAAAAGAGUAGGCUCAGCAGACCUUUGGAUAUUCACGGACAGCCGUGAAAUUAUAGACACAUCUUCAAUGUGCAAAGAAAAUUUAAAGAGGCUAUUCAUGUAUGUAGAUAAGUUACCUGCUGCUCUUCCGAAUCCUCAUGUAUGUAUUUCCGCUUAUGAUUCUUCUCGUCAACUCAAGUGAGAAAUGGUUGUUUUCAAGUAAUUGCAAGCAACAAGUUGUAAAUAGAAAAUCUUUCUGUACAUAGAAAUGAAAAUUACGAUGAUUUAUUGAUUUGCUUUGGUACUGAUUUAUGGAACAAACAUUUGUAUAUACAAAUUGUAACAUCUAUAUUGAUUUGCUUCUCUACUCUAUA